Molecule: messenger RNA, 2287 nt
Organism: Penaeus monodon (black tiger shrimp)
Lineage: Eukaryota; Metazoa; Arthropoda; Malacostraca; Decapoda; Penaeidae
Gene: Gle1
Product: nucleoporin GLE1-like
Exons: 7
Coding region: 86-1930 (614 amino acids)
Biological process (GO): regulation of translational termination; poly(A)+ mRNA export from nucleus; regulation of translational initiation
Cellular component (GO): nuclear pore cytoplasmic filaments; nuclear pore; cytoplasm
Molecular function (GO): phospholipid binding; inositol hexakisphosphate binding; translation initiation factor binding
Source: RefSeq, a predicted model, not a curated record
GAUCAGAUAAACACAUGCCUCAAAUGGGGGAGACAUGCAAGAUCACCUCCGGUUCUUUGGGCUGAUCGGAGGGUGAGACGAGACGAUGAGCUGCAGAAGUGACAAGGAUGAACGAUCCCAGGAGGAAUCAAGAAUUAGCCCCAGCUUACAGUGGAUAGACCCAAAGGAGGAGUUAGAUGAUGAGGCAACAUGCGAAGCUCUGGUCACCAGCCGAAAGGCACUGUAUGCCAGACAACUCAUAGAGAAAAUGGAGGAAAUGAAACUAGAAGAAGAGAUUCAACAGAAGGUUAAGAGGAAAUGUAAAGAUAAGUACAGUGAGUACAUGAAACAGUUAGAAAACAUCUAUAAGAAUGCAGAAAUCCAGAGAAAGGAGUACCUUGACCAACGCGACAGGAGCCUAGAACUUGAGGAAACUCAGCUUCGACGGCGAGAGGAAGACGACGCCAAGAUAAUAAAGAAACAAGAAGAGGAAUACAGCCAAUACAUAGCACAAGAAUCACGGAAGCUGCUGGCAAUAGUUGAAGAAGCACAGCGGAAGGAAGCCGAGCAGGCCAGCCAAAGGAGGGCCCUCUUGAACCAGCUGCAGAAUUCCAAGGGUUCCUUCGUCACCAAGAUUUCACAGAUGAAUCAGCAGUUGAAUGAUCUCCAAGAUAGACAGUUUUUGGAACCCUCAACUGAGAGCUUCCUCAACGAUACAUUAACACACGUCUCGGAGGUGAUAGAUGGAGCGGAACAGGAAUGCGUAGGCCAGCCUGAACUCCAGCUGGCGCAGCAGACACUACAGGAUGCCAUUGUUUAUGUUGACAAUCUUAAUGCCAACCUCAAAGCUAAGGUAGAAGAGAAAAAGAACUUACAGCUAGAGGAGCAAAGGAAAGCAGCCAAGGAAGCAGAAGAGGCAGCAGCAGCACAGGCACGGGCACAAGCAGAAGCAGAAGCUGUGAAACCAGAGCAGCAAGCUGCAAACAUAACACAGCAGGGCACCAGUGGCCAGACAGAUGGAAGAAAACAAGAUGCAAGUGUUAUGUGUAUCACACUGAUAAGAAAUGGGAAGAAGAGGUUUGCAGAGAUGCAGAAGAAAGUGGAGCCGUAUCUGAAUGUCCAAGGGCAGGUGGAUAACAAGAAGCGGAUGGAUCUGAACCGUGCCAUGGGAGUGAUCAAUCAGCUGAGCUUAAUAAAUCACAGUGUGAACAGAGAAAAAAUUCAAAACAUCAUCAGAUUAUUAUCGGGAAGGCAGCUCCAAAUAGGAACCAAGAUGUACAGUACCGAAAACAAUCCAGUGUUGAUGGCGUACGUGAAGAAUCACAUUGCCAGCAUGAUCGUCAAGCUGGGUCAUGACAAGCAAGCUGGGGGAGGUGUCGGGGUAGCUGCAUAUGCUUGGCUUAUGACAGAGUUAAUCCAGAUUCACCCAGAUAUGUGGGACCUGUUUCUUUUCCACAUGUUUGAGACAUGUCCCUACCUCAUUCCUAUUUACCCUCUAGCCGAGGAGGGCCAGAGCGAAGAGGAGUUUGAAAAGGCUAGAGGGUUAUACAAGAAGGAGAAACAGGAUGCUUUUUGUGGGCGUAUGGGAAAUGCUGCCCUUAUGUAUGGAUUGGUUUUGUAUAGACUUAAGAAUAAGCCAGAAAGUGCUUUCCAUGCACCUGUAUUAGGAUGGGAACUUUUGGUAAAAAUGUGUUCACUGCCACCCAUAUCUGGUGUAACGGCAGCUGUCCUCCACUCCUUCCUGAGUGCAUUUGGUGUUUGUCUUCAGCAAGUAUAUGACAAACAGUUUACAAAAUUAAUGGUCUACAUAACCACUGUGUACUUACCCAAAAUAGAGGCAUCAACUGGAAUGGGAGGAGCUCAGUCUCUAGAUCAGUUAAAGAAAAUGAUUGACACAUUAAAAAGAACCAGAAACUUCAAUAAAUAUGAGCAUGUGGAUAAGUUUAAAUAAAAUUGAUCUUUUAAGAAUUAUUCUGCUUCAUUUUAUUUUAAAAUAUACAGUUGACUCAUUUGUAAUGACAAUAGUCACCAGUGACUAUUCUAAAAGGACUUGUGAAUGAUAUAAUCACUAUUUUUAUUGGUCUUUGGACUGAAACUGAACUCCCUUCACCUUUAACCUCAUAAUUUGUUAAAUGUAUUAAGCAUUUAUUAAAUAUACUUUUAGAUGAAUAAAAAAUGUGUCCACCCCUUUGUAAAACAUGUAAUCAGAGAAUAGAGUGUAUAGUUCCCAUUCUUCAGAAAAGUAAACUAUAUUCAUCAUUGUUCAGGAGAGACAUGCUAAUUUACAAUAAAUGAAAAUUUACCCAAA